Neltuma alba is the source of this 504-nucleotide messenger RNA. RefSeq names its product PLAT domain-containing protein 3-like. The record is from RefSeq and is a predicted model, not a curated record. Gene Ontology annotation, molecular function: protein binding. NCBI's taxonomy places the organism in Eukaryota, Viridiplantae, Streptophyta, Magnoliopsida, Fabales, Fabaceae. The transcript is spliced from 2 exons. The coding region runs from base 1 to 504 and encodes 167 amino acids.
AUGGCUCUCAGAGUUAUUGCAUUAUCUUGUGUUGUCUUCCUUCUCUCACUCAUAAGCUUCGCCGCAAUGGCUACUUCUGAGGAGAAGUGUACGUAUAUUGUGAGAGUUAUGACAGGAGAUGUCAAAGAUGCAGCAACGGACUCCACCAUCAGCCUCAACCUAAACAACUCUUCCGGCAAGGGCUUCACCGUCGACAACCUCGAAAACUGGGGCAUAAUGGAACCUGGUGACAACUACUUCACGCAGGGCCGCCUCGACGUCUUCAGCGGCACGGGCCCUUGUUUUAGUGUCUGCUCCAUCACUGUCAACUCCGACGGGACAGGGAAAUACCCAGGAUGGUACUUGGAUUGUGUGGAAAUCGCCGUCAUUGGAUGCCACAAACGCACCAAGGCAGCGUUCUCCGUGAACCAGUGGCUGUUCGGUGGCGACGGAUAUCAUCUCUAUGCCACCGUCAACUUAUACUCUGGCUUCUUUGUUUUGAGGCCCGCUCUUUCUUCCGUGUGA